ACAACCACAAAAUAAAACCCAGAAAUUAAAAAUAAUAAUACAUAAAGCUCUCUCUAGAAUUAAGGCGAAUGAUGGAUCGUUUACUGGGUCUUCUGAGAGUUCGGCUCCUGAGAGGAGUGAAUCUUGCAGUUCGUGAUGUCAGAAGCAGUGAUCCUUAUGUGAUUCUUAGAAUGGGCAAGCAGAAACUGAAGAGUCGAGUAAUAAAAAGAAAUGUUAAUCCAGAGUGGAAUGAAGACUUAACUCUUUCCGUGGAAGAUCCUUUUAUACCAGUCAAACUUGAAGUUUACGAUAAAGACAGAUUCAGCGCUGAUGACCCAAUGGGCAACGCAGAAUUUGACAUUCAACCAUUCGUGGAGGCUGUGAAGAUGAAUGUCGAAGGUGUUCCAAAUGGCACCAUUAUAAAGAAGUUGAUGCCCAACAGAACUAACUGUUUGGCCGAGGAGAGCCCAAUCUAUGUAUCUGAUGGAAAAGUCGUUCAGGACAUUGUACUUAGGCUAAGGCAAGUGGAGUCAGGUGAAGUUGAACUGAGGCUAGAGUGGGUCAGUAUACCAGGCACCAAGGGCUUUAAGACCUAAACAUGUCCGUUUCUUCAGAUGAGAAGUUUGUGCUGAAUAAGUUCAUAUUUGUUGAGUAUAUGAGCUUGUGAUGUAGUGAUGUAUAGUGAACAAGUAGAACUUGAUGAACUUGUGGACAAUAUUGAAGACUUGAACCUAUUAUGAACGUUUGCUUGAGGUCGAUGAUGUUCUACAAGCUAUUUCUCUCUUGAAAAAAAAGUAAGUUUAGA
Messenger RNA from Asparagus officinalis (garden asparagus), 784 nucleotides. Its product is annotated as GTPase activating protein 1-like. Lineage: Eukaryota; Viridiplantae; Streptophyta; Magnoliopsida; Asparagales; Asparagaceae. Bases 69 to 575 code for a protein of 168 amino acids. The record is from RefSeq and is a predicted model, not a curated record. The transcript is spliced from 3 exons.